This is a messenger RNA of Pocillopora meandrina, 1648 nucleotides long. NCBI's taxonomy places the organism in Eukaryota, Metazoa, Cnidaria, Anthozoa, Scleractinia, Pocilloporidae. The record is from the annotation of a GenBank genome assembly.
GGACACUGCUACCCACCUCUGCUCACCGUUGUCGCUACCCUCUUUCGUACUCAUCUCUUUUUCAUUUCUUGAACAUUUUUCUUGGCAGAACAUGCUUUUGACGAUCAUAGUCUUCGGUCUCGUCGCCCAACAUUUUUAGGCUGUGAUGCUGACUCUCCUUACACCCCAAAAGGAAAAGGAGGCGAUGUGGUUGCCGAUGUUGUAGAGAUGAUCAAUAGCUUGGGUAUAUUUCCAAACGAUCACAAGUUCCUUUGUCGCGUUGCCUGGGUCGAGUCCAAAUAUGGAGUGGCGCCAGGAACGUAUAGGCCAUCUUAUUACGGGGGAAUUUGGCAGGUAAAGAUAUUGGUCCGGGAAAAGAUACCUACAGUGAUCUGAGACUCGGUUGGGUAGUGAUGAGGGGGAGAGGGAGGAAAGGGGGAGGGGAGUGGGUGUAGUGGUAUUCAUUUAAUUUCCAGAGAGGAAUACGAGGGGAGUAGGCAUGCGGCAUGAUUACCCAAUUAUGAUGCUUGCAGCUCUCUCGGAAAGUCUUUAACAAAUGGACUAUUUCCGUACUCCCCCAAUAUCCGGCACAGACUAUAACAGUAACAAACCGAUUGGAGGUGCGUGUUUUUCUUGCCCCCUCCUCCCCCCCCCCCUUCCAAUAACACAAACCUCUUACGGCCUUUUACGGAAAUGCAGCAUCGCUAAACAGUACCAAUUGAGAAUAAAGGGUGUAAGUUACUAGAGAAACUGUGGUGCUGCGUCGGUGGGAUAGUAUAACAGGGUAAUUUAGUAUUAUCAACUGAGUUGAUAACGUAAAUUGGCCACCGUAAAGGCUAGCUUUGAGGCUCUUUACGGUGGACAAUUUACGUUAUCAACUCGUGUCGCCAGAGCUGAUAAAUAUGUACUUCAUUUGAUGGGUUAGUAUUUCUCGUUCUGCCUCUAUGUCGUGGGCCAAAGCGUUCAAGUCUGCUAGCCAUUCGAGCUCGCACGCUUGACAGCUCGAAUCUCACGCGCUUCGCCACUCAUGACGCAGCGCUGAAGAGAGCCUGCGCGCAGGUCAUAGCUAUCUUUCAGGCGCCACCUAUUUUUUUAAUCCCAUUCAUAAUACCCUCGUCAUAGGUGGACGCUAUUGGCUAUCGCGAAACAGUUAUCCAGCAAGGCCUUAGGAAGUACUGGGACCGAAUUAAGGAGCGACUGCAUAUAGACUGGGAAAAAACUUCAUGGUCAGAUUUGGAAAAGCCGCUGUACUCCGGAUUGGCUGCUCGAUUGUUUCUUGCCAGGAUUCCUGCUCCUAUUCCAGCUGACCUUACUGCUCAAGCUCAGUACUGGAAGAAAUAUUACAACACUUCAGCUGGGAAAGGAACCGUGCAGAAGUUUAUUAAUGAUGUUAAACAAGCUACAGGGUGUGCUGCGUGAAAAAUUCCAAAUGAAUCAUCCUAUCUGUAGCUUGCAAGAAACUGAUAACAAUAUAUUAAAGAGAAAAAAUUAUCAUGUAAAUUAAUGGCUUUGAAAUUGAAAUUGUUUCUUUUUUUAACUAGUAUUUUUUCUUAAUUAAGUUUGGAUUUAAGAAUUCAAUUAAUGUUCUUAGCAAUUGGAUGAUCGGUUUGAAAUUUAACUAUUGCCUAUCGCUUGCAAGGUUAGUUUUCUCAGGUCAGACACUUCUGUC